AUGUCUGCCGAAAAGAGUGAAGACGUUUGUCAACAUUAUGUGAGAAAAUGUUGCUUAGUGGUGAGUGCCAAUGUCAAAUAAUGCAUUUAAUGUAAAUUAAAUAUUGUAUUUUAUUAAAAGAUAAUAAAUUAAAUGUUUUAUACGUCAAAGAAUCAAGAUACUUUUAGAGAAAUGUAUAAACUACAGUAUAAAUCUUUAAUACAUUUUCUUAUUCAGAGUCCAUGUUGUAAUAAAGUGUAUCCAUGUCGUUUGUGCCAUGAUGAAAAAGAAAAUCACAAAUUGGUUCGAGCUAAUGUUAAAUUUAUAGAAUGUUUGCAGUGUGGUUCCAGGCAGAAG
This is a messenger RNA of Paramuricea clavata, 336 nucleotides long. The record is from the annotation of a GenBank genome assembly. Lineage: Eukaryota; Metazoa; Cnidaria; Anthozoa; Malacalcyonacea; Plexauridae.